GUCACCCACUGACAGCUCAUGCGUGAAUCCGCACCACGCGCAGGUCGGUGCGGAUCUAUGAUGCUGAUGAGACUGAGCUCCGCAUGGUCAACAUCAGCGACCACACUCAAGCACAUCUCACAGGCCAAGCUCUUCACCAGAUCCCUUCGAAAAGACAACCAUCAUACUUUAACCAAGAACCCGUGCACUCGACUACCACACGACUACUGGUUUGGCCAAAAGUCAGUACCUGUCAGUACCAGAUUGUCCUGGGACAGCUUCAGGUUUUCUGGAGUGGUUUUCUUUAGCAUGGCAUCAGGAAGUGACAGUCCAGACAGACUAAAGACCCCAAAGUAUACCAACCGCCUGAGUCAAGAGAAAUCCUCCUAUCUUUUACAACAUGCACACAACCCUGUGGACUGGUAUCCAUGGGGCCAAGAAGCCUUUGAUAAAGCAAAAUGUGAAGACAAACCCAUUUUUCUUUCAGUGGGUUAUUCCACCUGUCACUGGUGUCAUGUAAUGGAGAGGGAAUCGUUUGAAGAUGAAGAGAUUGGAAAAAUACUCAGCGACAACUUUGUAUGUAUAAAGGUGGACAGAGAAGAGAGACCUGACGUGGACAAAGUUUAUAUGACAUUUGUGCAGGCAACCAGUGGUGGUGGAGGCUGGCCAAUGAGUGUUUGGCUCACACCAGAUCUCAAACCAUUCAUAGGUGGCACAUACUUCCCACCCAGAGACAGUGGAAGAAGACCUGGACUGAAAACUGUGCUUUUACGGAUAAUAGAACAAUGGCAGACUAAUCGGGAAACCCUUGAGUCCAGUGGAGAGAGAGUACUAGAAGCCCUCAGGAAGGGGACGGCAAUAUCUGCCAGCCCUGGAGAAACUCUUCCACCCGGUCCAGAUGUUGCCAACAGAUGUUACCAACAGCUGGCACACUCUUAUGAGGAAGAAUAUGGGGGUUUUCGAGAGGCUCCGAAAUUCCCUUCACCAGUGAACCUGAAGUUCCUGAUGUCAUUUUGGGCAGUAAACCGUUCUAGUUCUGAGGGAGCAGAAGCGCUGCAAAUGGCUCUUCACACUCUCCGAAUGAUGGCACUAGGGGGCAUUCAUGACCAUGUGGCACAGGGCUUUCACAGAUACUCCACAGACUCCUCCUGGCAUGUUCCUCACUUUGAAAAGAUGUUAUAUGAUCAAGGCCAACUUGCUGUAGCAUAUAUCACUGCUUACCAGGUGUCUGGGGAACAACUAUUUGCAGAUGUGGCUCGUGACGUGUUGCUUUAUGUCUCCAGAGACCUAAGCGAUAAGUCUGGCGGCUUCUAUAGCGCUGAGGAUGCAGAUUCCUUUCCCACAGUGGAGUCCACAGAGAAGAGAGAGGGAGCGUUUUGUGUGUGGACAGCAGGAGAGAUCAGAGAGCUGCUUCCUGAUAUCGUGGAAGGCGCCACAGGAGGUGCAACACAGGCGGAUAUCUUCAUGCAUCAUUAUGGUGUGAAAGAGCAAGGCAACGUGGAUCCCGCUCAGGACCCCCACGGAGAACUGCAGGGUCAAAAUGUGCUGAUUGUGCGUUACUCAGUGGAGCUCACCGCUGCUCACUUUGGCAUCAGCGUGAACAGGCUGUCCGAGCUGCUGUCCGAAGCCAGAGCCAAGCUGGCCGAGGUGCGGAGAGCUCGCCCACCUCCUCACCUAGACACCAAAAUGCUAGCUUCCUGGAACGGCCUGAUGUUGUCUGGGUUUGCUCGUGUCGGAGCUGUUUUGGGCGACAAAGCUCUGCUGGAAAGAGCUGAGCGAGCAGCUUGUUUUCUCCGAGAUCACCUGUGGGACGAAGACGGACAGAGGAUUCUCCAUUCCUGUUACCGUGGAAAUAACAUGGAGGUGGAGCAAAUUGCAUCUCCCAUCGCAGGCUUCCUGGACGACUAUGCCUUUGUGGUGUGUGGGCUGCUGGACCUGUUUGAGGCCACGCAGAAGUUUCGCUGGCUUCAGUGGGCCGAAGAACUCCAGCUGAGGCAGGAUCAGCUCUUCUGGGAUUCCCAGGGCAGCGGAUAUUUCUGCAGCGACCCCUCGGAUCCGACGCUCCUGCUGGCUCUCAAACAGGAUCAGGACGGGGCUGAGCCCAGUGCAAACUCAGUGUCAGCCAUGAAUCUGCUCCGACUUUCACACUUCACAGGCCGGCAGGACUGGAUCCAGCGCUCAGAGCAGUUACUGACCGCCUUUUCUGAUCGACUGCUUAAGGUGCCAAUCGCCCUGCCAGACAUGGUCCGCGGUGUCAUGGCCCACCAUUACACUCUUAAACAGAUUGUUAUCUGUGGCCUGCCUGAUGCAGAGGACACAGCAAGUUUGAUUUCGUGUGUCAACUCGCUGUUUCUGCCCCAUAAAGUCCUGAUGUUGGCAGAUGGCAGCACAGAGGGUUUCCUUUACGAUAAGCUUCCCAUUCUCUCCACCCUGGUUCCUCAGGAUGGCAAAGCAACCGCGUAUGUGUGCGAAAACUUUGUCUGUGCCCUUCCAGUCACCUGCCCGCAGGAACUGAGGAGAGUACUCAUGGAGUGAGCUCUGCUGUCACACCACACAAACAUCCCACCACUACAUAUCUCACAUUAUUACACCAGUAGCCAACCGCAGUGGUCACCGAAUAAAAAAUGCACUGUAAGAAGUUAUACAGUGGCAAGGCAAACCUUUAGUGGUUGCUCUAGUUGUGAUGCUGGGCCUCGGUCCUACUUAAAACACAAGAUUGUAGUCUGGGGAGAGGAGAGUACAAUGACAUCUUUAUGUGAGGAGGAACGCUGAGACUAAAGCUUUUAUAGGUUUGUCUCAUGGGCUCUUGAUCUAUGAUGACAAUCAAGCAUGCUUCUUUACUACCUAUCUAUGCAGUGCAGCUGAUGAGCCCUGGAAAUGCAACUAUCUACUAGAUUUAGCGGAAUGAGACAUACAAUGUAUGUACUGUGCACUACAGUUCAGACUCAGUGGAAUGUAAUAAAUGCUCAUGGAGUAAA
Messenger RNA from Danio aesculapii, 2957 nucleotides. RefSeq names its product spermatogenesis associated 20 (gene spata20). The transcript has 16 exons. NCBI's taxonomy places the organism in Eukaryota, Metazoa, Chordata, Actinopteri, Cypriniformes, Danionidae. Gene Ontology annotation, biological process: carbohydrate metabolic process. Bases 19 to 2514 code for a protein of 831 amino acids. The record is from RefSeq and is a predicted model, not a curated record.